Messenger RNA from Pollicipes pollicipes, 1136 nucleotides. RefSeq names its product limbic system-associated membrane protein. Gene Ontology annotation, molecular function: protein binding; axon guidance receptor activity. The record is from RefSeq and is a predicted model, not a curated record. Gene Ontology annotation, cellular component: axon; plasma membrane; neuronal cell body. Gene Ontology annotation, biological process: synapse organization; homophilic cell-cell adhesion. Lineage: Eukaryota; Metazoa; Arthropoda; Thecostraca; Pollicipedomorpha; Pollicipedidae.
AUGGCAACUGCGGUGCCAGCCACGGACGGCAGUUUCGACUAUGAUUACCAGACGUACGACCAGGCGAACUUGUUUCCGCCACGGUUUUCCUCUGUUUCCGGCACGCAUGUAGUCAAGGAGGGCAACACCACCAUCCUGCCGUGCGUGGUGCAGGACCUCGGACCUCGAACCAGGUGGUGCGAGAACAGGGCCGUCUCCGCCUUCUCGGACGGCUACAACCUGCAGAUCAGUCAGGCGCGACCUGCGGACGCCGACGUCUACACCUGCUCCGUGGCGCUCAGUGACAGGGACCUGGAGCAGACACAGACGCUGGACGUCCAGUAUGGUCCCUUCAUACGGACGGUGCCUGAGAGCGGGUUGGUGAUCGUCGAGCAGGGACAGAACACCACCCUCGAGUGUCAUGCCAGCGGCAACCCAAAACCGCGUGUCAAGUGGCGAAAAAAGGUGCAGGACGGCAGUAAGGUGGUGGACCUGAAGGGCGGCGAGCUGCUGCGGCUGGACACCGUCACCCGCUCCGACGCCGGCGUGUUCGAGUGUCUAGCCGACAACACCGCUGGCGACCUGAAGACGGCACAUGUCCGCCUGCAGGUGCUCUCUCUGGAGUCCAGAAGUUUACCAUCCAGUAACAGCCAACGGAUAAGGGCUUCUAUCUCAGCCGUACCCAUCAUUGGUUGGUAUCAUCAUCAUCAUCAUGGAAUUGUUGUAAUGUCAGUAACGUGUGAUAUGAGUGAAUGAGCUGUGAGAAGUUGGUGGAAGGAUCGCUUCGCGCUGCAUUUGACUGAACAGCGGCGGAUCUCGGAAUAUGCGGGAAAGAGGCAGCUGUCACAUGUUCUGAAACGGUUGCUUGGAUCCGCGCCGAAUAAAGGGGCACAUGAAGUUAUAUGGAUGUGACGCGCUGCUAAAAGGACGGGAACACGGCUGUUUCCAGUCUGCACCUUCUAACCGCCACAACUGUGCUAAUCUGCCCGGUACUCGGAACGUGUGAGUGGAUGUCUCAGUGCCUUUGUGAAUAUCUCUCUAAUACCCUCUCCCGGUCAGGUUAUCACUACGUCGGUGUCAUGUGUCAUUCAUUCUUUACCGGUCCGAUGUGGUGUAAAUGGCGAGAGAAGUUGUUUAUAAACAUGUGUGAAUAAACA